GUCCAACCCGCUGAUUUCACUUGGGCGUCAUGGGCAUUGACUGCCGUUCCUUGCGCCCAUGGGGAUGAACUCAAGGUGGCCUGGGCUGUCGCUGAGUUGAUGCAUUGAAGAGAACCCCAGCUACUUAAAAUACACUACCCCGGCGCCUGAGAGGGUCAUGGGAAGCUCCUCAGGUCUUUGUAUCCGAACUUCCCAUGACUGGCAACUGGCUACUGGCUCCUCUGCCUCUUUGCACUUUCUGACAAGGUCCUUUGUCUCAUUCCAACGUCUUCUGUGUUCACUGCUGUGCGAAGCGGGAACCGUUGGUCGAUGCCCUCGCCAACCACAUCGCAUCCCCCCAGUACCGUGCCACCACGACCAUUUCAUCUCCUCCACCACACUCCUGCGACAUCCUGCCCCUCCGACGCGAGACAGCCAAAAAAAAGCAUAUCACGAUCAGCUCCCCGCCCCCUCUCAACACACCCGCCCGUGCAACAUCCAGGGUGCUGCGAAAAAGCGCCCACGACCUAGCGUCGAACACCUUCUUAGCAGUCGCCCGAAGCUCUCAGUUAGCUCUCCCCAGACCUCCGCACUGCGACCAAAUCGGCACAGUACCAAUCCGGCUACUCCAACCACGGCUCCAACCAAGGCUCCAGCCCAAUUCCUGGGUUCGCUACCGCAUUCUGGCCUGAGCUGAGCCGUCAGAUCACCAUCAUCGUCGCAAUUGCUGGUGGUCACAGACUAAACGGCCAGACUUUUACUUGGGGGUGUGUAUUAACGCCUGCCCGCCAUCCCACCCCUCAUUG
Molecule: messenger RNA, 785 nt
Organism: Ilyonectria robusta
Lineage: Eukaryota; Fungi; Ascomycota; Sordariomycetes; Hypocreales; Nectriaceae
Exons: 1
Coding region: 158-676 (172 amino acids)
Source: RefSeq, a predicted model, not a curated record